AUGGUUAUAUUUUUAAUUCUUUUUUCAUUUUAGGUUGUAGAACCCAAUUUGAAUUGCAAAUUAAAUUAGUAUGAAUUGUGGCUAAAAUCAAACUUCAGAAGGAAUUAUAAAGAUGUAGCAUCUUAAUUUAAUAAUGCAAUUCUUUCAAAUGCAAGAUCUAAUUCCAUGUUUGGAAGCAAGGAAAAUAUAAGUCCAUUAAAAGAUUUAAUAUAUAUGUAAGUUGGUUAAUACUAUCCACAUUUUUACACAAGUGGUUAAAUGGUUGUUUAGUUUGCACAAAUUUAAGAAAUAAAUCGAAUAAAAAUUUGGUUCUACGAUUAAGACAGUAGAAUACAUAGUUUUAAAAUAAUUGCAAUUUGUUAAAAUAAAAUUGAAAAGGAAUUAUUUUAAGGGUAUUAAGUACAUGGUCUAAUAACAAUUAAUUUUGAAAAUAAUUUUGUAUCAAUGAUCAAGAUAAUUAAUUUGCCAGGUGGCACAUAUGGUGAAAUAGCAAUUAUAAAAAUCUAAGCCUAUUUUGUUUUUAAUAGUCACCUUGAGGAUUGAGAUUAAUGAGUUUUGAUAUCAUAUAUUCCUAUCAAUUUGAUAGAAUAAUUAGGUAUUAUUUAUUUAUUGCAAAUUAAGGCAAUUCAAUCUAUCAUAUUUACUUAGAUAUUGGGUCAUUAUGUUAUUAAUUAUUCUUUUCCUUUAUAUUAAUAAAUCUUACAAAUUUAGUUUGUAAAACAGAUAAUUUAACUUCCUGUUAUGCACAGGUAUUAAUGUCUAUAUAGAUAGCCAAUAAAGUAGAAGACGGAAGCAAUACUGAUGGUGAACAAAUUAUUUCUAAAAUUUAUGACUAGAAAGUGA
This is a messenger RNA of Paramecium octaurelia, 843 nucleotides long. The record is from the annotation of a GenBank genome assembly. Lineage: Eukaryota; Ciliophora; Oligohymenophorea; Peniculida; Parameciidae.